CUUUACUGCAGCGCGUGAUCAGUUACUCGAACGGAAAUAAAACGUGAAAUUAUAGGUAGUGUUUAGAUCAAUGCAUUCACGCCUUAUGGGUAAGGAACAUCCGCCCCGCCCUCUCCUUUUCUCGAGGGGAGCGGGGCUCUGUUUUUCAGCUUCCUGGCCUUUGCCUUCUGCUGCUUAAACACUCGGCCUUAGGCCAGGAUGUGAGUGGGACUGUUCGUCCCCACCCUCCCGAGAACUCCAGCUCCAUAAAAAUAAAAUUUUAAUAUUUCGCGGAUUUCGCGGAAUUUCAUUAUUUUUAUCUUGCCCUGCUUGCUCGCUUUCACGCAACCAGGGCUCCCACCUCCUUCCCCUUUCUCCUCCUUUUUUUAGGAGUUAGGCACCGCGAAUUUCAACAGUCAUCUCUGGCUGCCUUCAAAAUUUUAUGUUCAAUUUAUUUCCACCGUGAAAGCGGGGAGUUUAAAAAUAAAUUUUUGAAAAUUCGCGGUUUUACCUCCCUCCCUUCCUUUUCCUUUCUCAUAGUCUCCGUUACUCGUUACAAUGGCAUCAUGUAACUGCAGCAGUCUGCGCUGCUGCUUACUUUGGUACUAUUGGCGGUCGACUAUGCUCUAGGAUUUAGGAUCCUUUUAGGCCGUCUACGAAAACUUACUUGCACUUUAAACAAGCAGUUUACGUUCGCGGUAGCUUCGGCUUUAGCGGUUUUACGAAAUAGUUUUAAAACUAAAGCUACUCUUUCUAGGGACCCCCUGCGUCCUAUGAAAACCCGCCUGAAAACACGGAGCUCCCCCGAGCAACAUGUAGCUCUAAAGGUAGCGUAGCCGCACCUAUUGCAGCUUCAUGAAUGUCGAGCGUAAGCUUUGCUUACGACAGCAUUUUUGUUUGGCCCAUGUAUUUAUGGUUCACCACAUAACUUGAACACGAGCGAAAAGUCUAAAGAGACUCAGGAUCAGAGAUUUGAAGGUCGUGUUCUGCGUGCGUGAAUGUCCUUUAUCUGAGCAGUGUUAUAAAAACUUAUAGGUAGUGUUUAGAUCAAUGCAUUCACGCCUUAUGGGUAAGGAACAUCCGCCCCGCCCUCUCCUUUUCUCGAGGGGAGCGGGGCUCUGUUUUUCAGCCCACCCUUUUUUCUCGUGAGUCGCAACUUCGUUGUCCCACCCAAAUAAUCACAGGAGUAGAAAUAAAAUGAAGUACGCCCAGUCGCAAGAUGUCACGACGUAGCUCAGUAAACUUUGAUAACGAAAAGCACGUCGAAGACCGAGUGAGAAGCUUUAGCUUUGAUUCUCAACUUUCGAACCAAACUUACGCUACCAUCGAUCGUCAAGAAAGUUUUAUUAAGUUUCACCCUUUCUCGAUUCGCUUUGCUAAUUCGGAAAGAACUUCUCCGAUCGCAGAAACAAAGCAUGUCUAUGCCGAGAACCCGAAGGAGCUGAAGCAUACGGAUCCGAUUUUCGGAUCGAAAACGACCGACCCGGACCGCUCCUUCUUGUUUCCAGAAGAAUAUCCAGAAUUCUCGGGACAGCAGCUUUUGCACGAAUUUCGGAGCAUCGAGCGACUGGGUAAGUCUUUGGACGCGGUGCUUUCGCCGCGAGAACUUGACCUGCGAAAGGCAAGUUUCUUCAAGCGCCACGUGUCGACGUGUUUCGCGCGCUACAUCAUCUGGCUCAACGUCAAGCAGGUCCAGAAUAAGUCCUCGGCGGAGAAAGCCGCGAAGUCCGAAGCCCCGGAGGACCGCGGACAGGACUACGUCUUCGCGGGUUACAUUACGUUUUGUUUCCGCGACUGGACGGAAGCACAACUGAAGCGCUUCCUUCUGUGCCAGGACUGCGUCGGGCGUUGUAUCAGCGAGUACAUUAGCGAAUACUUGUCCGGAGAUCUGUACGUCCGCACGGAGGACAAGGCCCUCUGCCCGUGCGCAAAGCUGCGGCGUCUUAACCGAUUCGCUAGCUGGGCGGAGCCGACGGAACACGCCGACGACACUCUCCGAUCGCUUUUUGAAAUUUUUGACCCGGAGCUGUUUACUAGCCCGGUUAACCUCCGUGGGAAAGAGCUCGAGUCCCUCCUGGAGCACCACCUACGCCACCAAAGGCACUUUGUCCGCAGCACCGCAUACAACUGGGACCAGCCGCUAAAAACUUCUGCGAGACCUCUUUUCUUGUGCUGUGCGGACGGUGAUCGAGACUACACCGUCUCCCCGGAAGCUUCUUUGGGUCUCGGUUUUGACAGAAAAUCCGACGGUGCGACUUGGUUCAAAAAUUGCGGCCCGCGUGACAAGCCGCGGAGCACCAACGUCGCGGACUAUCUCAGCGAGAUCUACGAGAACGAGCCAGAUACUCGCUGGCAGCGGGUGCUCUUCAACGAGCUGAAGUAUCCGUACCCGCAACAGUUCGCAAAGCCGGAGUAAUGUCGUGGAUCUCUUUUUUGGAACAGCAUCAGGCAGCUGCGCCUGCAAUAGUUCCUUCGGAGGCGGUCCGCAUCUACAAAGAAGACAAGCAGGUCAGGGAGGACAUCGCACAACAGAAGAAGGACAACGACAAGGAGUUUUUGGCGAUGGAGGCAGCUUUGAAAAAGCGCCCCACCUAUCGUCCUUCCUUCUUUGAUCACAGCAGAGUGAAGCGCCCGCGCCGUCCUUUCUUCGACUCGAUUCAAACAGACGAAAGCGAUGAGUCUGAUUUUGAAGACGAUGAGCUCCGGGAUGCGGUACCAAAAAAGGUGUAUCGGAGCAAGUGGAUCCAGCUUUCGAGGAGCCUGCUGACCUGUUACUACGAGCAGAUCCUCGACGACCACUUCCGCCCAUCAAAAAAGACCAAGAAACAAUCGGAGACGAUGUUGGUAGGUCCGGUUUUCCGCAAUACAAACGGGAGCGAGAUCUUUUUCGACCGGCAGCAGGACGACUUACAAGAAGAACGACUGUUAGUCGACGCAAUCGGCAGCGAGUUCGUCGAGCCGGCUGCUAUUAUGGACUGGUCUCAAGCACUGUCGUCUUCAGCUAGCGCUCAUGUCGUAUCCAAAAAGGCACCCCAGCAAAAACUACUGGCGCAGAAUCUUGCGGCGUUCACGCAAGAUAACCUGUCCUCGGGCGUGGGCAAUAAGAUCAGGGAUCCAGCUGACGCCGUUUAUCACAAACAGAAAACGACUUCUUCCUCUUCGUCGCUGCAGUUAUCGACUUUUGUUCCGUGCAAAGAAGUGCCGAAGGAGGCCCGUGUGGUCUCGAAUCACGGGCCAGCAGUAACUUCUUUUUCCGCGUUGCAAUCGGAUAACGCUUUUAAGCGUAAGCUGCACCUGAUGACGCAGGCGGAACAACAACAAGAUCUAGCAGUGCGCGUGACUACGGAGGAAGAAGAACUACCGGAGGGCCAGGCUCUCGAAGCCAUCAAAAAACAGGUUCUAGCGGAUCGCCCAUGGGAACAAGACCCGCCGUUGCGCCCGCAAAUUUCCGCAGCAGUUAACCAACUCUCGGAAGAUGAUGUAGCAAAUACCCUGAAAAUCCGCAACGAGUCGUUCUUGCGAAACGAAAAAUCGCAGGGGAUUUACCGGACCCAGCUGAAGAAGCGGCGCAUCCGGUUGCUCAUGCACUGUGGACUCUGUCCACUGCCUGAUAGCGUGAGCAGUUAUUCCAUGGCGUUGUGCUGCAGCUACUUCCUCAAGUUGGACGUGGCUAAACAGAGCAGAGCCACGAACUACAGCUACAUCAAGAGCCUACUCUCUAAUCACAAAGCUUUUAGCUACGAGAUGCGGGCCGAGUACUCGACCCACUUCAAAGCCCUCACCAAGGCUAAAGCCCCGCCCCAGCAGAAAACCGGCACUCGACUCUCUCACUUGAUCCUCAUCAUCCAACCUUGCCAAAAACGAGACCUACCCACGCUCGGCCGGGCGGCAACGUCGGCAGGAGUGCAUCCGAUUAGGUUUUGCAGGUUUUUGAUCGCCGUUUGGUUCGCUUUCCUCAGAUUGGACGAUGUGCCUAGCACUCGUCGUUUGGCUUCCGGCGGAUGUGUUGAAUAUUGUAUCUUCGCAUCGAAGUCAAAUCAGAGGGGGGCAAAACGCGAGGGCUUCAUGCUAGGGCGUUCAUGCCCCUAUGCGCCAAUAGUUGAGACCGACGAGGUGGACGAGAAGAAUUACUUAGAAUGCAAGUUGUGUCCAGCCUGCUGCUUGGGUGCGGAUGAAUGGUUAUACUUCAGACGCUGGCCAGUAAACCGAACAAAAGCAGCCCCUAAAGAACUGCUUAUCAUCGCCGACAACUUCAAUCAACUGGUCAACAGUGAUUAUAUCGGUGCGGUGGACGGGAUGGCGGAAGAUGACUACGGUGGACAUAGUCUAAGAAUCGGGGGUAUCCAGUCGGCACUGGAGGGCGGCAUGUCCUGGCUCGACCUCCGCCGCUUAUCCCGCCACGACAGCACCACAACCACCGAAGGGUACGCCGCGUUGUCCAGAAACUACCCCGACAGCGUAGCAAUCUUCUGGCCGCGUUUGCGGCAACUCCACUUCGGACCUACGUCCGAAUACGAUUGGACGAAGAGGCUAGCAUCAGGAAGCGAUUUUGUUCUGAAGCGCUGGCGUUACAAGAAGUCGACUUUGUUAGCAGACCGAAACCGCCCCGCCAACAAGCUUUCCGACGGUUUCUUCGAGUACAAGAGUCCCGAGUUGGUGGCGGAUGGUGAUGGGCCCAGGUUGCUUCCUGGUGAAGAAAAAUUUCUCGCAUCCGCAAUUGUCCCUCGUACCAAAUAAAUUCGAGUUUUUCACCAAGAAAAAGCGAGCGCAUGACUGCGCGGCAGCAUGCAGCUCACUUCGAAAUAAAUCAACACGCUCUGCGACUCCAAAAUGAAAAAAUCGAAAAUGGAGCGCCUCGUACAAGAAAAAAAAAAUUUCUGCUGUACGUCCUCGAAAAAUAAGCUCUGUCUUCUCCAAAAUAAAUGUCGUUCGGUGUUCUGCUACACAUAUGGAUAUCGCUCGGACCGUCUGGUGAAAAUUCUGGUGAGCAUAGAUGCGCGUCUCGUAGCUGUUGCUGCCUCUGUGUCAUUUUGUCGCCGAAACCUUUUUCACCCACAGGGCCCAACUAGUGACUCUCCCACUCGAAAUACAAGUAGGUCGCGCUUUCCUCAAAAUUCAAAAAGCAAGUAGUUUGUUUUUUUUUCCGAAAUUCUAAUAAGCCUGUCUUUGAAUUUACUACUUCUUUUCCACCAAAAAGAGGAAAAAAAUGGCUGCUGUUCCGGGUGCUGCUGACGCCGCCGUCGCGGCUAUCCAGCUGCAGAACGUCCACGCUGCGGAGCUGGGUUUCGGUACGAUGGACGCGGCGCAAGCCGCGCUUCUCACCGCCCAAGCCGCUAUUUGUACGACGAAGAUUGAUGGGCGGAAAUUUCGGUACGGAACCGAACUCAUGGCGAAUCAGCGCUUGCGCGAAGCUUUCUCCAGUUCCACGCCGCCGACCUGUCGUAUGAAUAUGAACGAGGCGGCUACUCUGUUCCGCUCGCUCCAGAUCACCGACGACCCGCAAUACCGCCAGCGCGAUGAUAUGAUCAAGGGCGCUAUCUACCCGCAGCUACCUGAUUUCACAGGAGCUUGCUUCGAGAGACCCCCCGGCGCUGCUAUCCCUGGAACAGGUUACGAGCAUCUUCUUCGACCAGAUCAAGGCUUGCACUUCCUUGCAGAGUCUGCCGGUCGUCGACGCCCUCCCGGCGGAGACCUACUACCAGCGUCGCCUCACCCUCGCGCUCACCGCCCAGCUCCGCAUCUGUUUUUUGCAAGCGAUUCAACUGGAGCGGCGCUUGAGUACCGACGAUGAUUCUAAGCCUUCUAAAAUUCGUCGCGCUACUAAUUCUACUACCACUAAGACCACGAAUACUACCACUGCCACUGGUGACAGGGUGUGUGUUAAUCAUCUUCGCGGUAAGUGCACGAAGACUAACUGCAAAGACCUCCAUAAAGCCCCAGCUAAACGCAUCAAAGCGGUCAGCCGUAACUUCCGUUUGGGUUUGACGGAGGAGCAGAUGAAAAAAUUCAUCAAAGAGUGAAACAGCAUGCGGAAGCGCAGUUGUUUUUUGUAUGAUUCUGUAGUGCGCUGGGUUUGUAUGACUGUUUUGUAAAACUAGUGUGAAACACAGCCAGAAACAAGGUCAAACGCACACCCUAGAGUCUUUUAGAAGUUAAGUUAGAACUUUUCAACGUCGCAGUUAGCUUGUGCAAAAACGUCAAUCGGUAAACGAUGCCAAAUUCGUACAAACUCUGUCGCUCUCAAGGUGAUUUUGUGAUGCCUUUUUCGUUCGGGAAAUCUUGGAAUACAAAACUCAGGCGUCUUACCGGUCAUGGACCGACUGCCUACGUUUAUGGCCGCGCGCUACCUCGCGGAACAUCCACGACCACGUAGAUAAAUUUCUGUUCAACAAAAACAAACUCGGCGCGCUUCUCGUUCGAGCUUACAACUACCGUCGCGCGGAGACUGGGAAUCGGAAACGAUACCGCCUUCAAACCGCUAAUACCAACAGGGCCCAAGGAGUGGACCCCGCUGUUUUUGUUGUAAAUUUACGCAGAGUCACUUUAGUUCCAACUAAAAUCUUACACCUUGUUUCUCUUAUCCAUUUUUAUGAAAAAGUCACACAAUUACGCCUGUAAAUCUUUUACUACUAUUGGCUCUUUGUUCCUUUUCUUAUGCAAGUCUUACAUUACAAAAAGUAACUACUAAGGCCUCCCAAACAAUAAAUUUCUUUUGCAAAACCCCCCUCACAAAUCAUGUCCGACAGAAGUUCUUCUCCCAAGUUUGCGGGGGCAUCUUCGUCUUCUUCUGCCCCGCGAAAACAGUCGCCAUCCCCGAAGCGCGCGUCGUACAAGGCUGCUCUAGUGCAAAAAGCACCCUCGCAGAGCAAGGAACUUUUCCUCCCCUUCGGAAAAGCGCAUUCGGGGGCGCCUCCUUCACCGCGGGGCCGGCCCACCACUUCGUCCUCUUCACUCUAUUUUGACCAACGCACCGCCGAGCGGACCACCGAUUAAAAAAUCUAAAACGGGUCCAGCGUCUCCGCGAGGCGUGAACGAGCUGGAGGCUCGUAUGGGCCCGCAUACCACGCUUCCGCUCGACGACCCUACGAAGGUCAAAGCGGAGAAAGUCAUGAACCGCGUUCACGGCAAAGACCUGGAACCACGUCCACCGACCCCACCGCGGAAGCGGGGGGCCAGUCCUUCUCCGGGUCGCGGAACGAAAAAAGUGGGAUUCAAAGAAGGUGCCGAGAUCAAGGAGUUUUCCGCUUCCCCAAAAACUUCUCCGUCCUUACCGACCAAGUCGUCCGCGACUAUGGAGCCACAGACUAUUCUUCAUCAUGUGGCAGCGGCUAGCGAGCCACCGCUGUCCAUUCAAGCUUCGGCGCGGGACGACCCAGACUCGACCUGCAACUUGCAGCUCGCACUGCAAGGCAAGAGUUUUCCUUCGGGUCACCGGCCGGACUGGCGCCAGGACAUUGUCGCCAUCAAACCGGAGUGGUGCGAGCACUACAGCGGCACGCAAGCGCCACCCGCUACGCACGCCUGCGAUCCGGCACCGGAGGCGAUCCAGAGUAAUCCGAUCUACGAGCUUCAGACGGCUUCUGCUAAACCUUCAAGCUCAUCUUCAGCGGAACGCGCGGAGAUGUCGCCCCAGGAUUUCCGUCGUCGGGUCAGUCUUGAUGCUACGCGUGAAUUUGGAGUUUCGCCGGAGUACGUCCAGGUCACCGGAUUCGCAGCCGAAUGGCAGAAAAUCCACGACGACGACACGCUCUUGGCAAAAAACCGAGAGAAAGCGCGGCAGAUUCUGCAUGGCCACCAGUUCUACCUGCCGGCGGAAGAGCUUUUGCGCAAGGACAUGGCGCCACAUCUGCAACGCCUGUACCAAGGAAAGAAUUUCCUCUUUUUCCAAGCGGGGGUGCGUCGCGCAUUGCAAACGGCUACUCAUCUGAAGCCGCGCGAGGCUGAGAUCUUGGACAUUCUCAGCCAACUAAUCGCGGGCUUCAAAAGUAAAGACGAGCACACUCCGCUUUCGGGCUUCUGGAACUUCCUUGCCAAUGAGAAAAUCACAGAGCAGCUGGAAGAAGCGGCGCAGACUCCAGUGGUGGACUGCCCUCACCCGCCAAAAACGCAUUGGGCUAAGCAGCGCGAAGUCGAUUUGAUGUACGAGGACGCUUGUGAAAUGGAGGCGAAAGGUUACUGGCGCCGCCAGGACUACACUCAGCUCCAAACUUCGCAAACGCCUUAUGUCGCCGCUAAGGCAUUUCCUGUUUACAAGGAAAAAGAUGCAUUCGGCGAGCCAAGUAAUCCCGCUGAGCGUCCGCGUACUUGUAUUGAUCUACGCAAAAAUAGUAAGCGUUUGAUCGCACAAGAAAAAACGCGCCUCAUCGGCGUACGCAGCACCGUGACGCUGAUCGAGAAAUGUUUUGCUUCUUGCCCUUCCUCGCCCAGCCUGUUCAAGUGGAAAGCAGAUGUUAGGGGCGACGUGGUUACUGAGAAGGAGCUUCGCGACAAUUUCGAUAAGCGCCGCCAGAUCACCGCUCAGUCCUUGCAGUUUGCGGGGAACAAAGUGGUGAACGAUUACUACUCUUUUUGCCCGGUCGGUUGGAAGCGAGACCUGAAAAGUUUUUAUUACCAGUGCGGCAUAGACACGCCCCUCAACAACUGCGCGUGGGUCCCGUUGCCUUUUCGUUUGCCGAAGGAACAGCACCAACAGGAACUACCGCAAAGCGGGGCUUCCAGUAGUUCCUCGAAGCAGUCGACUCCGGUCCCCCAUCCUGCCAAGGGCAAAGGCAAGAAAAAGGGAAAGAAACCGCCAGCAGCUAAAGAAACAGCACCGCCUACGGAGGAGGAAGAGCGUGACUACGUCUUGUUCUCCUCGGACUGUUGUUUGUUCGGGUCCUUAUCCAGCGUCAUGCAGUGUGUGGCUAUUUCAGAACUUUUCCAGCUUGUGUUCUGUUGUGGCUUGCUCAUCCUGGCGUUGUUGUUCAUCGAUGAUAUCCAUGGAAACAGCAAGCCUGCAGUUGCCGAUAGCGAUGGGCGAUUGCUUGACUUGUGGCUUGAACUGUCCGGCUGGCGGCAGAGCUUUCGCAAAAAGGAGAGCCAAAGCGUCCAGUUCUUGAUCGUUGUGCUGGGACUCGGGUACGAGCUCAACACCAAGCUGGAAGCCAUUUUGCUGGUCGUCCCGGAACAAAAAUUGGUCAAGUUGCGUGGGCUCCGUGAUCGUUUUCGGGAGGAAAUGAAAACUAAAAUCCAGCUUCGCGCAGUCCAAUCCUUUGCCGGUUUGUUUCGCCACAUGACGCAAAUGUCGAUGCGCCUCAGCUAUUUGGCGCGCGGCUUCAACUUGUGGUGUGUGGAUUCUCAAUUUCCUCGCGUGGUCCCGCGUCCGCGCAACCGGCGGGGCCUGGCGACGCAGAUUCGUUUGGCGACGAAAGUAGCUGAGCGCAUCGAGCCGAUUCCCAUCACACGAGCCCGGGUGGACCGAGAAGUAGUCCACAUCUACGUCGACGCAUCCGGCUCCGACUUUCCCCAGAUCGCGGAGCUGAUCCGUCAAGGCAAAUGCGAUGAUCUGGAGAAGUUUCAACUGCGAACUGGUGGCAUGUUUGUUGACAACAAGAAGAGCAUCGCGCUCAAAGCGCGCCUCAAGUCUGUUCCUCUAGCAUGCAAGCUUGACGGUGAAGAUCCUAGUGCCAAAGGUGCUUUCUGUAUCGCCGUAUUAGAAGUUCUCGCAGCUAGAGUUGCCGUGGAGCUUUUUCGUUCCAAAGUCCGAGGCAAACGCGUCAUCAUCCAUUGUGAUAAUUUGGGUGCUUGCUUCAACCUCGGGCGAAAUUCUUCUCGCAACCUGCUGGCGCAAAGACUGUCGCGCAGCUUUCACUUGUUGGCUCAGCGGUUAGAUUGCGACUUUUAUUUUGCUUGGCUCUGCUCGUCUCACAACAUCGCGGAUGUGCUCACGCGACCUGAAAUUGAAUGGCGCCUGCGAGCAGCUUUCCCUAAUCAUGUUUUGCAUGAGUUAACAUCAGAUCAGCUUCAAAGCCAUCAUUUGUGGGGGUUCCACCCUCAGUCCCCAAAUCUCAUCGAUGUGGAAGAACCUGAGAUCACUUUGCCGGAUUUUUCCGGAUAGUGGUCGAGUGUGAGAGGUGGAUGUUUUUGCUUGAGAUUUCUUCAUUUUUCUCUCUUUGUUCUGUAUUUUUCAUCCAUUUUUUGUUUAUUUCAUCCUCUAUUCCAGCGUUUUUCAAAAACAAAUUUAUUGUUUGGAGGCCUUUCUUACUCAAACUUACUUGCACUUUAAACAAGCAGUUUACGUUCGCGGUAGCUUCGGCUUUAGCGGUUUUGCGAAAUAGUUUUAAAACUAAAACUACUCUCUCUAGGGACCCCCUGUGUCCUAUGAAAACCCGCCUGAAAGCACGGAGCUCCCCCGAGCAGCAUGCAGCUCUAAAGGUAGCGUAGCCGCACCUAUUGCAGCUUCAUGAAUGUCGAGCGUAAGCUUUGCUUACGACAGCGUUUUUGUUUGGCCCGUGUGUUUAUGGUUCACCACAUAACUUGAACACGAGCGAAAAGUCUAAAGAGACUCAGGAUCAGAGAUUUGAAGAUCGUGCUCUGCGUGCGUGAAUGUCCUUUAUCUGAGCAGUGUUAUAAAAACUUAUAAUCGCAACAAUCAGCCUCGACCUCCACCAGCCAGCACCCGACUCACCUAAGUAGAAACGCAGAUGAGCCGUUUUGCUUUUGGCAGUGUUCAUUUGCUUGAGAGUCCCAAGCGGAAGAACGUCCAGUGUAGCAGUGAUAGUGAACUUCGUGCAAGUGAAAAACUUCCGCGCCGCACGGCCGCAGGCCCAUUUUUGCAGUGCGCGCAGCAGACUCGCCAGCCACGUGCGCACACAGAAGCGCCGACGGGCGCGCCAGGCCGGGCCUGCAAGCAGGAGGGCCGGCCGUGAGCAUUUCCGGCCCCCUAGACAGGGGCAAGGCAGUGGCGGCGCGUGGUCGAAUUGGUUAGGGCAAGGCAGUGGCGGCGGCCGCGGUGCCUGGGUUACUUACUUUGCAGGGCCGGGGGACGCCCCGCGCCGCCCUCCUCGCUGCGCCCGACCCAGCGCCGGCGGCCCGCCCGGCGUGCUCCAAGCCAGCGACCGCCGGCCGGCGGCCUCCCUUUCCUUGGCCGCCCAGGUAGCGCGGUGGGAAUCGCCGCGCGCCGAGCGGGGCCGCGGACGUUGCCCGCCCGCCGGCCCCGGCCAUGCCCGCGCGCCGGCCCCCGCCCUGGCGGCCUUCGGGCAGCUUCGGGAACGUGGAUCGGUCCGAUCCGCGCACCGUGCAGCAGGGCGGCCCGUGGAUCAAGGGCGAAGAGAAGACGAGGGCGGGCGCCUGAAUCGUCGCAGGCUGGCGCGCUUGUUGGGCGGCCGGGCCUUUUAUUUUCCUCCGCCUUGUUCGCAGGAUUUCCACCCUAACGCAAAAAAUUUCGGAAAAUCCACAUAGCGCAAAAACAAAAUCCAAAAAAAAAGCCAAAAAAAAAUUUUUGAAUUUUUUUGCUUCCCCGACGGUCUGGCCGAUGUGAGGCAUUUCCCGAGUCUGUUCCCGCCCCUGUUUGUCAGAGGAGGGCCGGGCGCAGGUGCCGCAUACUUGCCCGCUUGGGUGGUCCACAUCUCUUGGCCUCCGCUGCUGGUGAUGAGAACCCAGAGUGGCAAAUCCGUGUGGGGUUGCGCCUUCUUCUGUCGGGGAGCAGAGGCGCCCUCGUGGCGCAUUGCCGCCGCAGAAGAUUUCUCUUUGGGUUUGGCCAGGAAAAAUCGCAGAAAAAAUUUGAAAAAAAUCCGGGAAAAAUCAAGAGGCGCGCAAAAAAAAUUUGAAAAAAAUUCUAGAAAGUGGCCAAUUUGCAAAAACCAAUGGGAUUUUGCUAAUGUGGCCGAUUUUCCGAAAUUUUUUUUGGCCAUUUUUCGCACCUCUUGAAAUUUUAUCCGGCCAAAUUCAAACUUUUUUUGGGCAAAUCGAAACUUUUUUGAAAUUUUUCUUGGCCACACGCAAAGGAAGUUCUUCACUUCAAUUCGAACGCAUCCGAGCGCCCGCGUUGUCGAGCAGCCACGUCCAUCAUGCCUGCCUGCGCGCCGCCUCCCGCGCGCUCCUGAGGCAUACCGAGCCCGUGCGGCGUGGCGCCUUUGUGUUUUGUUUCAUCCCAUUGCGAAGCACCGAAGGCAGCGACCCAAAUCCCGCCAGCCUUCUUGCGCAGCCUGCAGGACGGGCCCCAACCCGCCCCCGGUCCAAGAGCCACCCCGCUACCCUUCUCGGAAAUUUUAAAAAAUUUCAGAAAUAAAGUGGAUUUUUCGGCCCAAAAGCGUUAGGGGCAAAAUCCGGCGAAGCCUUGGGUGCAUUGAUUUAGUGCCCUCGCGCCCCCGCGUGGCCCGUCGGCUUCGGGGGGUCGGGGGCGGGGGCGCGCUGCCGCGGCUGGGCGCCCCCCGUCGUUUCGUGUAUUCAGGCAGCCUGCGCGGCUCCUAGCAAGGCCGCUGGUUGGGUGGCCCCCGUCUGUGAUCUGAUCCUCACCCCUUUGCGCCUGUGGCAUGGCCCGCCUCUCUGUCGCGCGCUGGGUCGAUGGCGCUGCUCCUAAGGAGGAGUGAGGGCGCGCUUGCUUGGGUAUGGGCAUGCGCCGCCCUUGCCCGCGUUCAAUCAUUGCGCGCGCCUUGUCGCAACAUAGCUGGAUGGAAGUCGCAAACGCAACGGCCGCGCUCGCAGUCGGCGCGCUCGGGAGAUGCGAACUGCUUUUGCUUGGUCGAGGCCAGUGGCCAGCCCUUGUUUCUGUUCCUUCGUCGCGAAGGAAGCAAGGCUUCCGUCUAUCUCUAUUGUAUGCUUGCUUAACGGCGCAGCGAUUGUGAUCAGGGUUGGUUGUCUGGUGUCUCUGCGUGCGAAUUGAGUCAAUAAUUUCGUCUGAUGUCCGUCGAGCGCGAAGGCCAAUAUUUCAUGUGAUGUCGGCACAGUCCUUACAACUUCAACUGCAAACUCUUGUCUUGGCGAAAAUGUGUUGUAUUUCGUCCCGGCCUGUGGUGAUUAAACUCAGAAUCAGAAAUAAGAAUAACAUGGCGACGGCUUCGAGUCGCUCUAGCUGCCCCAGAAGUAGAUCACAUGUAGAGGGAGAGUCAUCGUAGCAUGUGCUAGCUGCUGUAGUUGCUGUUGCAGCUCAUCGUUGGAAGAUGAGCAGUAAAAUCCGUGGAAUUGUCAUGCUUUAAAGACGUCACGCACAGAUGUUGGAGCGUACGCAUCUGUGCGAUCGUCACGCAUGAGCGCACAAUCGCUUCUGAGUUGGUCGUCGGAGCAAAUCUUGUUUGAGCGAAGCUUCUAUACUUCUGUAUAUACGAAUGCAAUUGCUACCGCUUUCUGCUCUCACAUCGAGAAUAAUUAAAAGAAGCUCUAGCUCACUAGAUUGCUUUGAUCUUCUUCUCCUAAUCAACAAAGACAAUUUGAUACUCCGCUCCCCGGAUAUUUCAUCUCGACCGACAAAAUGACUUCCCCCGGCCCCCCUCCACCGGGCGCCAUGCCCAGCUCUCCGCCGGACGGAACUACUUCCCAGAAAAGAACCGUCAUCCGCUUGCUCGGUGAGGACCAGUGCAUGCUGAGCAAAACGGAGAAGGAAGUGGCGAAACUGGAUUUGCAAUUACACUUGCUAAAAGAACGAGUAGACUUCCUCGACAAAAUUUUGGUGAAGAAACCGGACCAACGAGCGUUGAAAGUCGCCGAGCAGGACGACCAAAGGCCGUUUCUGUCAGAUUUCAUCCAACUACCUAACGGCGUCACCAUUGACAAAUCUGCGGUAUUGAUGUAAUUGCUAUUGCAUCGUGUUCGUGUAGUUGGGCUUGUUCUGGCGAAUUGCAAUUGAUUCCUACUUAUGCGGAGUGCAAUUUCUCAUGCGGAAACAUCAUUGCUGACGCCAUUUGUCUUCGUAAAACACAACCUAAUGCUGCUGAAGAUUGAAUGUCUAUCAUCAAAAACAACAGCUGGCCGAUGACGAGCAGGAGCUCCGGGAAGAAGUCGAACACCAAAAGUCCUUCCCAGAAUUCUACCGCUUCUGGAUAUGCAGUGCAAAAGUAUCGUACUACUAGUAUAAACUGCAUGACAAAUUUUCUCAAGAACAAAAAUGCAAUUUGUAAUGCUGUUUUCCCUUAGAAAAUAGAUCUGUCAUGCAUGGCUGCAAUUAGUAUGUACGAGUGCGAUACUUUUGCACUGGAUACUGGAGUUUUUUCAGCGACAUGCCAUUGCAAAUGGACAACUACGAGGAGAAGGAUCUCUACAAACUACUUCCGGAAGAGCGCCAGCCAGCGUCUGUGGUCAAAGCGAAGGAGCGAUCCGCGGUGUUAGCCGCGCAACGCGAACGAACGCCCUACUACACACCGCCGGUGUCCGCGACGCCGGCAGCCGUGACUGCUCCAGUUCCGGCGCCCGUUGCGGGUGCAGGUGGUGCUUAUCAAAUGCAAAAGUGUCUGGGUCAGGAAGAUUGCGAGAUUUGCAUUUGUCAUGCAUAUUUUCCGUGCCCCAUGAGGUCUGGAAUGCAGGGCCUAGCAUGACAGAUACUGCGAAAUGGUCCCCAUCAUGCCUAUCCUGCAUGAGAAACUGCCGCUCAUGUUGGUCAAAAAAGAACAACUUUUGGUGAUCACGCAACACAGAUUUUUGUGUGAUCCACAGGACGCAUCACAAGUUACAACCUUCCAGACCCAGAC
Molecule: messenger RNA, 14639 nt
Organism: Amoebophrya sp. A120
Lineage: Eukaryota; Dinophyceae; Syndiniales; Amoebophryaceae
Source: the annotation of a GenBank genome assembly